Messenger RNA from Clarias gariepinus (North African catfish), 1196 nucleotides. RefSeq names its product FKBP prolyl isomerase 14 (gene fkbp14). The coding region runs from base 136 to 771 and encodes 211 amino acids. The transcript has 4 exons. Gene Ontology annotation, molecular function: peptidyl-prolyl cis-trans isomerase activity; calcium ion binding. The record is from RefSeq and is a predicted model, not a curated record. Lineage: Eukaryota; Metazoa; Chordata; Actinopteri; Siluriformes; Clariidae.
GUGUUCGGGAUUGAGAGCGUGUAGAAGAAGUUGGAUGCCACGUCGCCGGGGUGAUUCCGCGCUGGGAUUCAGAAGUUUCGCUUACGUUAGGGAGAUUUCCUUCUCCCCAGCAAAGCAGAUAACAGUCCCGCCGUUAUGAUGCUGGAGUUGUGGCUGUGCUCACUCUCAGCUCUGAUCUUUUGCAUCCACGGCGCCAAACUUCCGGAGCCGGAGGUGAAAAUGGAAGUUUUGUACAAACCUUUUCUGUGUCAUCGAAAAACCAAAUAUGGAGACAUGCUUCUGGUGCAUUACGACGGGUUUCUGGAGAGUAACGGCACAAUGUUCCAUUCCAGCCGUCAAGAUGGAGAUAAACACCCAGUAUGGUUCACUCUGGGAAUCCGGGAGGUGAUCAAGGGAUGGGACAAGGGACUUCAAAACAUGUGCACAGGCGAGAAAAGAAAGCUGACCAUCCCACCCUCUCUGGCAUACGGCAAGGAAGGCAAAGGUAAAAUCCCCCCAGAGAGCACCCUGAUCUUUGACAUAGAGCUCAUGGAGAUCAGGAAUGGCCCCAGGUCACACGAGUCCUUCCAGGAGAUGGACCUUAAUGAUGACUGGAAGCUCUCCAAAUCUGAAGUUAAAGAGUAUCUACGUAAAGAGUUUGAGAGACAUGGAUACCCUCCCAAUGACACUCAUCAUGAAGCCAUGGUGGAAGACAUCUUUAAGCAGGAGGACGAUGACGAGGACGGCUUCAUAUCUGCACGGGAAUUCACGUACCAACACGACGAAUUAUAGAUGUUCAACUGUAAAGAGAACCAUGCAAUACAGCUUGUUAGUACAGUAUUGGUAUAAAUGUGUAUAUGAUGAACUUCAGUGUAUGAAAAUGAAGACGGGUGUUACAGUUUAUGUAAACAAGAAUCCUGGAGCAGUUACGUGCUCAUGCCUGCUGUGAAUUUCGUCCUGAAAAAUACACAAAACGUACCGUUUGUCCCCUUUGAUGUGUUGAAAGAUCAGUUUAAUCUACUAAAUUCAGCCAUUAUCCUCUGUACACCCUGACAACUGUGAAAGAUGUGUGCUUCUUUUUUUCUAGGGUGAUAGUUAACUGAAAUACGGCACACUUAUAGGAUAACUUAUGAGCUGUUUUGUUUACAUUUUGCUGUGUUUUUUAUUUUACUUACUUCAAAGUGGAUCUAAUUUGUAUAAAAGCUACCAUGCUUUAA